CAAACUGUAACCACCACUUUCCACUUUACAAGCAAACAGAAAACAACAAUCACCCCCACUCGGAUUCAGUCAGCCUUCCCAUAAAAAGAACCAUCUCUCAGAUUCUCUCUCUCACUCCAACACGCGCACACAACACAACACAUCAUAACGCAACAUUCUCUCUCUCUCUCUCUCUCUCUCUCUCCCUCUCUCUCUCUCGUUCUUACACACUUGGGUGCCAAUCAAAAUCAUCACCAACCCCACUUUGUAUAUGCUUGGAUUCGUAAGGCUUCCUUGUGAACCACACUGACUUUAUUCACAAUCCUUGCCCCUUUCCAUAUCAUAUACAUACAAGACUAAAUUGUUUGGUCCAAAUCUCUCUGCUUUUCUUCCUCCCCAGAAUUUUCCAGCCCAAGUUGUUAUUUCCUAGAAAAGAAAAAAAGCCUUUCAUAUUCGACCUGCUACAAGCCUUUUUAAUUUGUGGAUGGUAUCUUCACCAUCCAUCAUUCAUCAACUGAGUUUUGAGUUUAAGGACAAAGAGAUUCAGACUUGAUGGAGUGAGCUGAGCAAGAUUUGGUGAGAAUCUAGACUUGGAAUUUGAAUUUAUUUACUGGUAAGCCAUGGCAAGAGGCAGAGGAGAGAGAGAAGACUAUGAGAAGAACCCGGGUUUGCUCUCACUCUUGCAAAUUCUCUCAUUUUUGGUUGUUUUUGUUGCCGGGGUCGUUAUAGGAUUAGCAACAAGCGCGCAUAUUAAUAGGCAUUUUGGUUCACAAACUGAGAUUUACUCCUUCAUUAAUCACUUCUCCUCCAAUAAGCCAAAUAAGGAGGAAAAUUGUACCAUUGUGCAAGGUUGCGAGAAGGUUGAUUGUUUGAGCAUGGAGACGUUUCUUCAACCGAAGAAUUUGACACACGGUAUGUCUGAUGAUGAGCUCUUUUGGAGAGCUUCAAUGGUGCCCGGGAAGGAAGACUUUCCAUUCGAGAGAGUACCUAAAGUGGCUUUCAUGUUUUUGAGUAGAGGACCUUUGCCCAUGAUGCCAUUGUGGGAGAGGUUUUUUCAAGGCCAUGACAAGUUUUUCUCGAUUUACUUGCACAUGUUUCCAGGGUAUAAGCUCAAUGUAUCUAGCACUUCUCCCUUUUAUGGACGCCAAAUUCCCAGUCAGCCUGUUUCAUGGGGAACAGUAACACUAGUUGAUGCAGAGAGGCGCCUUCUAUCCAAUGCCUUGCUUGACUUCUCAAAUCAGCGCUUUAUUCUUCUCUCUGAAAGCUGCAUCCCAGUCUAUAAUUUCCCGACUGUCUACAAGUAUCUCAUUGGCUCUAACCAUAGCUUUGUUGAGUCGUACGACGAUCCUGGCCGUUAUGGACGUGGUCGUUACAGCCGAAAAAUGCUUCCUGAGAUUGAACUCUAUCAGUGGAGGAAAGGGUCUCAGUGGUUUGAACUUAGCCGUACAUUAGCAAUUUACAUAGUCUCAGAAACAAAGUACUACACCCUCUUCAGCAGGUAUUGCUUGCCUGCUUGCUACCCGGAUGAGCAUUACAUGCCAACUUACUUCAACAUGUUCCAUGGAUCACUAAACUCAAAUCGGACCGUGACUUGGGUUGACUGGUCGCUGGGAGGUCCGCACCCUGCAACAUACGCGGGAGAUAACAUUACAGAAGAUUUGGUACGGUCGAUACGUAACAAUGGAGCACUCUGUCAGUACAAUUCAGAGAUGACAUCCAUUUGUUACCUAUUUGCUAGGAAGUUUGCACCAAGUGCAUUGGAGCCAUUGCUGGAUCUGGCCUCAUCAGUGAUGGAAUUUUGAUUCUAUGAGCAGAGAAUUUUUUGUAGGACUUUUAUUCUUGUCCGACCGUAGGGGUUUUGGCCAAUCAGUUUUGCAUCAAUACAAAAAUGUACAGAUAGUUUUGGAUAGAGAGUUUGGGUUCUCUAUCA
Molecule: messenger RNA, 1909 nt
Organism: Prunus avium (sweet cherry)
Lineage: Eukaryota; Viridiplantae; Streptophyta; Magnoliopsida; Rosales; Rosaceae
Product: Core-2/I-branching beta-1,6-N-acetylglucosaminyltransferase family protein
Cellular component (GO): membrane
Molecular function (GO): glycosyltransferase activity
Source: RefSeq, a predicted model, not a curated record